UUUGCGCGCAUGUCAGUGGCCGGCAUUACGCUUGCUGCCAUAAUGCACCAUUACUUAUUUAAAAAAAUCUCGUAAUGCACUUAAAUAAUAUUUAUGAUGCUUGCCAUAGAUUAUACACUUAAUAUUUGAUGCUUGCAUUGCAUUGCAGCUCUCAAGUAUAAUAAGUGUAUAAUCUAUGAUUGCAGCACUUGUUAAUUGGCACUUACUUGUAUAGGAUGGCGGCUAAAAAAAAUGGUUUUGUUGAUAUCGGUGAUGGUGAUUCACUAAAGACUACUAAAAAAUCAUACGAGCAAGACGAAAAAUUAAUUAAUGGUAAAAUAAAAGAUCGCAAAAAUGGUUACAUGAAGUCCACGCAGUCUAAUGGAUCAACGCCGAAGAUGACACAAGUGGAGGGAGGCGGCCUGCCAAAGAUAGACUGGUCCAAGUACGACACGUUCCCGGGCUCGUUCGAGAAGUGUUCCCUACUGACCGCCGUCCUCACGCACGUUGGACUUUACGUUCUCAUGUUCCUGGGCUUCGUCAACCAGCUCAUAUUCAAGCCUAAGGCCGCCACCGAGAAGAACAGAGAGGGGUACGCUCCGCUGUACGAUCCGUUCGAGCAGUUCUUCUCUCGGUACGUGUACCGGCGCGUGCGGCACUGCUUCAACCGACCGAUAUGCUCGGCGCCUGGAGCCGAAGUCGUCCUCAAGGAGUGGGAAAGCACCGAUCACAAUUGGACUUUCAAGUUCACGGGCGUGGAGCGGCGCUGCGUCAACCUGGGCUCGUACAACUACCUGGGGUUCGCGGGCGGGGAGGGCGCGGAGGGGGGCUGCGCGCGCGCCGUGGCCGACGCCGUGCGCCGCUACGGCAUGGCGCAGGGCUCCUCGCGCGCCGAGCUCGGCACCACGCCGCUGCACCUCGAACUGGAACGGGCCGUGGCUGACUUCUUGGGGGUCGAGGACGCCAUCGUGUUCGGAAUGGGGUUCGCCACCAACACGCUGAGCAUACCGGGGCUGAUCGGGCCGGGCACGCUGGUGCUGAGCGACGAGAACAACCACGCGUCGCUCAUCCUGGGCCUGCGCCUGUCCCGCGCCACCGUGCGCGUGUUCCGACACAACGACGUGCGCCACGCCGAGGAGCUGGCCCGCGCCGCGCUGGCCGAGCGCCGCUGGGCCAACGUGCUGCUGGUGGUGGAGGGCGUUUACAGCAUGGAGGGCUCUGUGGCGGCACUGGAGGGCCUGGUGGCGUUGAAGCAGGCGCUGGGGCUGCACCUGUACGUGGACGAGGCGCACUCCGUGGGCGCUCUGGGGUCCACGGGCCGCGGCGCGCUGCAGCGGUGCCGCGUGCUCGCCGCGCACGUCGACGUGCUCAUGGGCACCUUCACAAAGAGCUUCGGCGCGGCCGGGGGGUACAUCGCAGGCCCGCGGCGGCUGGUGCAGUGGCUGCGCGCGCACGGGCACGCGCACGGCUACGCGCACAGCAUGUCGUGCGGCGUGGCGGCGCAGGUGCUGGCGGCCGUGCGCGCGCUGGACGCGGCGCCGGGCCGGGCGCGGGUGCGGGCGCUGGCGCAGAACACGGCCUACUUCCGCCGCAGGCUGCGCGAGCUGGGCGUGGUGACGUUCGGGCACGACGACUCGCCGGUGGUGCCCAUGCUGGUGUACACGUUCAGCAAGAUGGCGGCCACGGUGGAGCGCCUCACGCGCGCCGGCGUCGCCACCGUCGGCGUCGGCUUCCCCGCCACGCCGCUCAACAUGGCGCGCAUACGUUUCUGCCUGUCGGCGUCCCACACCCGGGAGCAGCUGGACCGGUGCCUGCUGGCCGUGGAGCAGGUGGCGGACGAGCUGGGCCUGCGCUACUCGCGCCGCCGCCCCCUCGCGGAGCCCCGACCCUCGUAAACCUUCACGCUGCACAGAUACAAAUAAAAGUUGCAUGAAAUGCAUACUUUAACUGUUAUGAAAUUCGCGAAUCGAUCAUAGAAAAUACUUACUCGAGUUAAUUACAUACUUGUUUAAUUAAAAGUUUCGUGGUGGGUUGGAUGUUCUGAUGUUCCGCAAAAGGGCGCCGCGUCCCCGCACUGGCCCCGCACUCUGUGUGCACACCAUCACUAAAGAUGUAAUGAAGUACCCAUAUACUGAUGUGAUCACUGAAGUGCACCUUUAAAAGCGGAACAAUAAGCAUUAUUAUUGCAUUUAAUUAUUUUUAUGAAGAUAACAUUAAGUAUCAGUAGUGAGCAGCGGCACGAGUCCGCGAGACGGCGGGCGGGCACUGAAGAGAACUUCUAAAAUUAAAUUGUGUUCAAAGUGCACAAGGACUAUAUUGGAAUGCACUGAAUGUAAUGGAAUGAGCUGCAGCCUCAAUUGAUUUAUGAAAAACUAGUUCAUCUUAUUAUAUGAUAUUAUAUAAGCUGAUGUAGAUCAAUAAACAAUCGAAGACGCUUCACACUGCGUCACCCGCCCACAGACCUGCGCGGUCUGUGCGUGCAAACCGGGCUCACCGACAGUAUUGGGGGCCGCCCCCGCCGCCGGCAAACCGGACUGGGACCACCUGUUUCUUCACAAAUUGAUCAGUCCAUGUUCACAUCGGGUCCGGUGGACCGGCGCACGAGUCUUCAUGAGCGUGUUCGUGUGACUAUUUUUAUACUCAAUAAAUUAUAUUUUGUCACGCUG
This is a messenger RNA of Bombyx mori (domestic silkworm), 2645 nucleotides long. RefSeq names its product serine palmitoyltransferase 2 (gene lace). NCBI's taxonomy places the organism in Eukaryota, Metazoa, Arthropoda, Insecta, Lepidoptera, Bombycidae. Gene Ontology annotation, molecular function: serine C-palmitoyltransferase activity; pyridoxal phosphate binding. Gene Ontology annotation, cellular component: serine palmitoyltransferase complex. Gene Ontology annotation, biological process: sphingosine biosynthetic process; ceramide biosynthetic process. The transcript has 9 exons. The coding region runs from base 216 to 1874 and encodes 552 amino acids. The record is from RefSeq and is a predicted model, not a curated record.